UCGCUUUGCGCAUGCGCCCAGCUAUAGCAUUUUUUUUUUUCCAUAGUAUGUAUGUUUGCUAGCUAAAGAUACGUUGGCGUUUUUCUUCAUCGAUGGAAGUUUCUCUGUAGCGAAGCUGUUUGUUUGAGUGAGUUAGCAGACUUCCAUGUUUUUUAGAAAAAAGUUCUACUCCCGUUGAGUCGUUGGCCUGUCUCUAGAAGAAACGGACUAUGUCGACAAAUAAAACAAAGAAAGUCAAAAUGGCCACUAAAUCUUGCCCCGAAUGCGACCAACAGAUCCCUGUUGCAUGCAAGUCCUGUCCAUGUGGUUACGUGUUUAUCAGCAGAAAAUUGCUGAAUGCCAAAUUAAACGAGCGCUCUCCAGCCAUAGCAGACAAACUGGACUUUAAGCGGAGGCGGACAGAGCGCAUUCGCAGAGAAAGGAUAGACCCAUCUUUAACCAAUGACAUGGAGAACAAGAAAAGACCUCGGGCUAACAGCCAAUCAGAUCCCAUCCGUAGAGGACGUGGUCGACCAAAAACAGUGGGGCUGAAGAAACAAGAGGACGAAAAAGAGAAACAGGAAAAGGAAGUGGAUAUUUAUGCAAGUCUCUCCGAUGAAAAGGCUUUUGUGUUCUCUGUGGCAUUGGCUGAAAUCAACCGCAAGAUCCUGGGUCAGAGACUCAUCUUGUAGAGCAACACGUGGGGGAAUGAGGACUUGUUGUUGAGGAACUUUCAACUGGAGAGAAGGACGACCAAAGAGAUGAAAAAGGCUGAAGACAAACUUAAACCUCAACGGGACAAGACUCUGAAAUCGACUGGAGUGGACGCCGUUUUCAGCUUGUCAGCACCUUGAAUUUUAGUCCCAUAAUUCAUCAUUCAGAUAAAAGUUCCUGGUUUAAGAUGAAAAGAACAACAUGGAUGUUUUUAAUGGUAUGAGAGUUGUCUAAAACCAGGGAAAACAGGUUGAUAACAUCUCCAUUCUGUGCUUCACUGACGUGAAAAAACCUACACCAGUCCAAGUACUGCUGUAUCUUAAGGCCUUGAAUUAUAGCGAUGGAAAUUAAUGUAAACAAAAAGACUCAAGACAUAUUUACCCCUACUUGAAAUGUUACCUCAUGCACAUCUUUGGUUGACUUCAUACUAAGGGACCAAGAAAUAUUGGCACCCAGGUCUUGUUUUCUUAGGCUGACUACGCACAAGAUAAUUUUCAAAUUUUUAAUUUUUAAGAACCAUUAAAUUUUAUAAAUCAACUGAUCUUUAACAUUACACGCCUCUGAAUGCAAACACUAGAUUAUUCAGCCAGACCAUGAGACCACACGCCUGCUGUUUGUAGUAACAGUUUCACAGUGGGGAUUCCACAGACAUGACAUCUCACAUGGUUAAACAAACCUGGAGGACCAUCAAAGUUGUGACCUGGCCAUUCUGGUGUUUGUUUUGCAGCAGUUAGUAAAAGAAUAAAAGCCUUGCAGAGAAGACGGUUUAGUUGUGUUUAUGUUCGCAGCCAUGUUUAUCAGCUGUAAAAGUAUGCAAAAUGUUGUUGGUGAUGCUUCCCGGUUUGCUGGAAUCAUAAAUCUCAAACAUGUUUGAUAUUCAAGAUUGGCUUGUGACAAGAGGAAAUGGGCGCAAAAUCAGGCCUUCAAAACAUCUCGUGCCACCAGCCUUAUGUUACGACCCCUCUGAAUGCUUCCAAGCCGUGCAGUGACGGUUGCAAAUUGACUUUUCCAAAUUAAAGGGUCUUAAUAAUGAAGAGUGCACUCAAUAAUGUGUAUUUUCUAAACCCCUGUAAACUAAACCAUGGAUGAAUUUCACACAUUGCUGCCUUUCCACGGUGUAAGCUAGAUGUAAAGCCAUUUAAGUAGUUAUUCUUUCUCAGUCUUUGGAAUUCAUCUAUGACACAGAAACACUGGCUACUGAUCAGUAAAUAUAUUAGGCCUGUCAAAGGAUUACAAAUUGAGAAUGAUCUAAUAAUUUCUGCAAAUCGCAUUUAAUCAUGUCUUGUUUAUUACGUUUUAAAUUUCCACUCUUGUCCAUUUAGAACAGUUUUUGUGUUAUUUUGGAUUUUUCUACUGUCUUAAACUCAGAGUAGUUGACUUCCUGUUUAGAUACAGACCUGCUUUUAUAGGUAUAUCUAAGAUUUUAUCAUGAACUUCAUCAUGGAAAAAGGAAAUUGCUAUGGAUUGAAAAGGACAUUAGGGGGCAGUAAAAAGGUAAAUGCUGGAUGAGUUCUGGCUGGUCCACUGAGCUGUCCACGACUUUUUUAAAAUGAAACGAGUCAUUAAGUAGCAGUGGUGGAAUUGUUUUACUGUGGCUGCAGGGAGACACUGAUGUGUGAACCAAAGUGAAUAAAAGGGACAAUAAAGCAUGCGAUUAAUCUUGA
Molecule: messenger RNA, 2357 nt
Organism: Cheilinus undulatus (humphead wrasse)
Lineage: Eukaryota; Metazoa; Chordata; Actinopteri; Labriformes; Labridae
Gene: hdip1
Product: chromosome 1 C16orf87 homolog
Exons: 4
Coding region: 210-671 (153 amino acids)
Source: RefSeq, a predicted model, not a curated record